Molecule: messenger RNA, 1700 nt
Organism: Haliotis rubra (blacklip abalone)
Lineage: Eukaryota; Metazoa; Mollusca; Gastropoda; Lepetellida; Haliotidae
Product: mortality factor 4-like protein 1
Exons: 11
Coding region: 291-1088 (265 amino acids)
Biological process (GO): chromatin organization; regulation of DNA-templated transcription
Cellular component (GO): nucleus; NuA4 histone acetyltransferase complex
Source: RefSeq, a predicted model, not a curated record
GCAUCAAGUUUUUUCUUUUACAUUGUUAACAUAUUGCUUUCCUAUUUUUAAAAGGAGAAAAGGUGUUGUGCUUCCAUGGACCUCUCCUGUAUGAAGCUAAGUGUGUCAAGUAUGAGGUGAAGGAGAAGAUCACCCGCUAUUUCAUUCAUUACAAUGGAUGGAACAAAAACUGGGACGAAUGGGUUCCUGAGAGUCGUGUUCUCAAAUUCAAUGAGGCUAGUUUGCAGAAACAGAAAGAAUUAUCAAAAGCUCAUGGAGCUGCUAACAAGAAGCUGCGAGCGGCAAAACGGAUGGAGAAGGAAACAGCCAAGAAGCAAGAAAAGGAAAAAGACAAGGAUAAAGAUAAAGAAAAGGAGAGAGCUUCAACACCAUCCAAUGAAAAACAGAAGCAGAAGGUCAAUAACAGCUCCAACAAGGAAGGGAAAGAACAAACAUCAGGUACAUCCACACCUGUGCCACCCCCACCACCUACAGCUGAACCACCUAAAGCAGAGGUACCGACUCCUGCGCCAGAACCAAAGAGAAAGAGAGCCAGAACUGAUGCCACUGUAGAAUCGGAUGAGUCUUUCACAUCAAAGAUUGAGGUAAAGAUCCGUGUGCCAGAUGAGCUGAAACAGUGGCUGGUUGAUGACUGGGACCUGAUAACUAGACAGAAAAUGCUGGUCACUCUUCCGGCCAGGCAGACUGUGGAAAAUAUCCUCGACGAUUAUGUCAAGACGAAAACAUCCAAAGCCAAUAAUCCGAAUAAAGACGCUGUGAUUGAAAUGUCCCAUGGUAUCCAGGAGUACUUCAAUGUUAUGCUGGGCACACAGCUCCUCUACAAGUUUGAGAGACCCCAAUAUGGAGAGAUUAUAUCCGAAAAAUCGGACACCAGUAUGUGCAGCAUCUAUGGUGCCGUGCAUCUUCUUCGGUUGUUAGUGAAGCUGGGUGGGAUGCUGGCUUACACAGCUCUGGAUGAGAAGAGUGUGCAGCUCCUCCUCACCCACAUCCACGACUUCCUCAAAUACCUACACAAGAACUCAUCAACAUUAUUCAGUCUGAACGAUUUUUUCGUGGCUCCUCCAGAGUAUCACAGGAAAGCCAUAUGACAGAGUUGCCUCCCCUGAGAGGAUGACAAUCUCCAGUUGCCGUCAGUGUUGAUGUCAGGUUACAAAGUGAGGUUAAGGUGCCAAGAAUGCAACAAAAGUAGAGGAAUUCCAAACAGUGGUAUUUUAUGCUCCAUAUCUCACUGUGUCAGCUAUCUUCAAUAACAACAAAUGAAGACAAAAGAUGUGACAAUAUAUCCACCAAAUACGUUAUUUCCAUACUUAACAAAAAAAGUUAUGGAUCAUGAAUAUUUUGGGGAUAUUUAUUGUUAAAGCAGAACAAAGAUUUGCACACAAGCAUGAGACAUAAGUGAUAUUGACCCUAUCAGUUCAGCAGGAUGAUCUAGACAUUGGUGUUAUAAACAAGUAUCUCUUUAAGUGUGAUAUGAUACACUUCCUCAUAGCCAUCCUCAAGCUGGGAACUGUUCUGAAAGUGUAUUCUGGUAUGUAUGCACAAGAAAUGACUUGGAACCUAUUUUUUUCGAUGGACAUCAUUAAUCAUCCUCCAACAGAUGUUGUUCCAAAUAGUUAUAAGCUCUUCAUUUUGUAUAUGCUGAUGUGAAAGUUAGAGUACAAUGUAGAAUGAUGGCAAACUGAAUAAAGUCUUGAGUCAUC